Molecule: messenger RNA, 6547 nt
Organism: Oryzias latipes (Japanese medaka)
Lineage: Eukaryota; Metazoa; Chordata; Actinopteri; Beloniformes; Adrianichthyidae
Source: RefSeq, a predicted model, not a curated record
UGCGUGUCCAUGAUAUGGGGGUUAGCUGCUGUCCGGGUCUUAGCGGCAUAACAGCUGCUAACAAGAUGCACACGACUAGUGGCAUCUACAAUGUAGAGAUACAUGCAAGCUAGUUUAGGUUUAGAAGCUAAAAUAUAUAUAUAUAAAAAUAAAUCUACUGACGUCGUUCGUCAGAAACACCAGCAGAAAUGGCGGGGAUUAUCAAAAAACAAAUCCUCAAACAUUUAUCAAGGUUCACCAAGAACCUUUCUCCAGACAAGAUCAACCUGAGCACCCUGAAGGGCGAGGGCCAGCUCUCCAACCUGGAGCUUGAUGAAGAGGUUCUCCAGAACAUGCUGGAUCUGCCCACCUGGCUGGCUGUCACUCGAGUGUACUGCAACAAGGCUGCCAUUAGGAUACAAUGGACAAAGUUGAAAACAAGCCCCAUCUGCUUGUUCUUGGAUAAGGUGGAGGUUGAGAUGAGAACUUGCGAAGAGCCUCGUCCACCCAAUGGCCCUUCUCCCAUCGCCAUAACAGCAGGCCAGAGUGAGUACGGCUUUGCCGAGAAAGUGGUGGAGGGCAUGUCCGUCAGGAUAAACUCCAUCACCAUUAAGGUGCAUGCUCGCGCCUUCCACGCGUCCUUUGAGCUCUGGCAGCUGCAGGGCAACAGCCUCAACCCCAAAUGGCAGCACAGUGACCUUCGUUACACCCGCAUCACCGACCCCAAGAGAGGAGAGGUGCUGACAUUUAAAGAAAUUAACUGGCAGAGUCUACGAAUUGAGGCAGACGCCAUUGAGAGCGAUGACCAGGACCUCGGGAACACGCCGCUGCGUCUCAUCACCAACCAGGGCCGCAUUCGGAUUGCCCUUAAGCGCAGAAUAAAGGACUGUAACGUGUUGGCAUCUAAGCUGCUUUUCAUACUGGACGACUUGUUGUGGGUGCUGACAGACUCUCAGCUCAAAGCCAUCAUUCAUUAUGCCAAGUCUCUGAGUGAGGCCAUGGAGAAGUCAGCACAGCAGAGGAAAAGCAUGACCGCUGAGUCUUUACAGACUGCACCUCCUUCUCCUGGACUCCACAGCCUGUGGACAGAACCCCCACCUUCCUCAACAAGCACCCCCACCAACAUGAGUCAGUACUUCGACCUCUAUGACGUCAAGGAGUCUUCCUAUCACACCUUUAUCUCCCGCUUGGACUUACACAUAUGCAACGACAGCUCCUCCAUGGAUGAAGAUGAGGCUCCCCCGCCUGGCUUGCAAGGUGCUAUGCAGCUGACCUUCAGAAAACUUGGCUUCGACUACUAUCCCAUUCACAGACCAGCUGACGGAUGUCGACACUGGGAACGUUACAAUGGAGCCAUGGAGGCCCAGGCCCAGUGGGCUUCCAAGCUGCUGCAGGAGUACCAGAGACGAGCAGAAGCCUGUGGCUUCCCAGGUCCACAUGCUGAGCUCUCUGAGCCAACUAAGGACUCCCCUGCUAAAACAGUCCCAGAUGGACAGUCCAGCACCAACUCAAAUAACUGGAGCAAAGAGCAGACAACCAGCAGAAACUCUGUGACAGCGAGUGCAGAGGCAUCGAUGAAGAGGCUGAGAUCCAGCUGUGUGGUGAUCAGGAUGGAUGAUGUGGACAUUCACCAGGUGUCUACAAGGGCACGUCAAAACAAGAAGACCAAUUCUUUACUGUCUUGUAACCGGAAACUUCUGCGUUUGCCCGAUAAUGUACCAGCAGUCCAUCUGCAGUUUACAGAGUACUACUUUCCUGACAACUCCAGUUUACCAGUGCCCACCUCAAACCUGUAUGCUCAGCUGAACAGCCUCCAGCUGUGUGUGGACUCUGCCAGCAUUUUGUGGAUCAGUCUGUUUUCCAAAGGCCUCCUGCACACCCUGGACCAAGUCAAAGCUUUCUACCACUUGCAGGAUAGUAAUAAAGUGGAAGAACAUGUAGAUAUACGCAUGGACGCAUCUCAACUUAAGGUGCUGAUAGUCCCCCUGGAUUCAUCCAUACUGGACCAUCCAGAACGCCCACAAUCCCUUUCUGUUAUCAUACCCCAGAUGGCUCUCAGCAACACUCGCCACUGUCCUCAUGGCUCCAGGGCUGACCUCAGCAGCACCUGUGAAAAAUUCUCCAGCUGCUCUUUUUUCCAGCCAGCAGCAGGUUGUCCUUUUCCCAGAGACCCCAGUGCCUUCCACCCCAUUCCCUCCGCCUUCACUCAGCACGCCAAUGAAAAAGAACUCCAGCCUCUAAACAGAAAGCAGCUACGAUCUCAGGACGUCUGGUCUCUCAGUUUGUCCCAUGUCACUCUUGGGUUUGAUGGAGCGCGGCGCUUCCCAAAAGGCAAAACCCAACCUUUCGUUGAGCCCUUCGCAGUUUCCGUGUGGAUGUGUCAACACCCUGCCUUUCAGAGUGAAUCUCAGUCUUCCCCUUCGAGUCCUGAAAGAGUUCGGCCAUGCUCUUUGGAACAGGAGCCUUCUGAAGGCCAAUCAGCUUCCGUCCACGCUCUGAUCCACACCAUCACCCCUGUCAGGAUGUGGCUUAAUCACUACCAGUACGUCGCCCUUUUGAGGAUGAAGGAUGCUUUGGCUCGGUUGGGUGCUGAGUUGGGCCGGGAUGUGCGAGGACUUAAGCAGACACUUGGUCAAAAGACAGGACCUCCUACGGUUUGUUUUGCUUUCCUGGCUGGUUCCGUGGAACUGGGUCUUCUUUUGCCGCCAGUCUUAAUGGAGCAAGAGGAUGAGGUCCCUCAAACUCCAGAAACGGACAGCCCAAGCAUAACAGACUGUGACGUGUCCCCAACACACCAGCCUAUCACUGUUGAGCUGCAGGACAGUGGGUUAGAAAAUGGACUCUCCUCCAUCAAUACAGGCACAACUGCGUUUGAUCUAGAUGAACCAGAUGGGGGGGUGGAUGAGGCGUUUGAGGCUGUGGAGGUAGGCCCGGACGGUAACGGACUGACAUCAGAGGAGGACACCGCAGUCCUGUCGCCUCCCCUCUCCCCUGGUGGACCCUCUCCAGUCAUCUCCCGCGAACCAUCUACCUUCAGUUUAGACGACGAACUGUCAAGCGCCAUCAACGCCACCAAGGAUGUCACCAAAGACGCCAUCAGUGCCUCGCUGGACCUGACCAAAGGGGCUUUUUCAAUAACUAAAGAUGCCUUUAGCAUGCUCAGCUGGGGUUCAGGCAUGAGCAAACUGUUUAGUGCACAGGCAAGGGAACAGGGUCAGCGUUCAGAGGAGUCCUCCCCUUCUUUACGUCACAAACCCAUGAAGCCGUCGAAUUCCCAGCAGUCCUUCGACAGCGCCAUCCUGGAUGGCAGUCUUCCUGACAAAAACCUUUCCAUCGACAGUGAUUUAAGCGACAAUUUUGUUGUUGUCAUGGACUCAGAAUCAGGCAGGGAGUCUAUGCGUCUGAACAAUCCACCUGCAGACAGCCGAGGGAGCCCGGCCCCGGGGACCGAGGGCGGCUCAUCCGCUGAUCUAAGCAGCUCCCUGUCUCAAAGUACUGAGGAUUUGUUACAGGAUAUGUCAUCAGUUCUGCUGCUGAUCCUGAGUGGAAUAGCUAGUACCUUGGAUAUGCAUGGAGAAGACCAAGUUGUUGCAGUCCAAGCUCAGAGUCUGACACCUGUGCAGAUGGGCAACAUCAGCUUGUCGGACCUUUUGGCCGGACUUGUUCAAGCUCCAAUUGAGGCGCUGCAGGGAUCCGAAAGGCGGGGGAGCGCUCCCGCAUUGUGCAUGCGGGCAGAAACGGGCCCGUCUGCUGGCCUGGCCGAGUCGUCGGGCUUCCUGGAUGUAAGACUCCAGGACUGCCGGGCAGACUUGCUGGCUUCCACAGUGGCUAACAUCGGGCCUUUCCUUGAAGAUGAAUUCAGCGUGGAUGGGCAGCCGAUGAGGCUUCACAUGUGCAACAUCACCAUUACCAUGAAGGAUGAUGGCCCCAGAAUCUACCCAACAGCCCCCCAACCUGUCCCAGCCAAAUUCAUUAUCGACCAUCUGCUUAUGGAGCGAAGUGAUGACGGCAUCAUGAGAGUCAGAACUGACAGAGCGGAGCCUAAGGCAGUGACCGACAUCCCUCCAGCUGCCUCUGGUGAUGCUGACGGUUCUGAAUCUGACCAACGGGAGGAAGAGAGACAAACUUCAGAGUCCCAACUCUGCCAAAUGCAAGCUGCCCUCACCCAGGCCCUGCAAGAGAAAGAGCGCCUCCUUCUGGAAGUUAGAAAAUACGACCCUGCCUUUACUCUUUAAGCCGCUUUUGGUUCUUGACUGAUUUUGCUGCUGAGAAAAUAUGACAAGACUAUAAAAAUAGAGCAGUAAAAACCUGAAAAUGGGAGACGAAUCUGAAAACCAAUUCAUAAGAUCAGGAACAAAUCCUCUAAGUCAACACUUGAUGGUAUCUUGUUGUUAAGUCUCAUCCUCACUAUAAAGCCAUAGUGUAGUUGGUGUGGUAAACACAGCAUGCCUUGUGGUCCGGCAUCGAUUUUCUCCACUUGAGCGCAAGCGUAAUGGAAAUAUUAAGUCAAGCACAUGAGAACCUUUGUUCUCCUGCAUCGACACUGCCAGACAGCGGGCCGCUCGUCCGCCAGCCACUUCCUGCAUGCUCUGUGAACAGUGUUCAUUUACAUGUAGCACAUUUACUAUUAGAUUAAAGUAACUCACUUUUAGUGGCUGUAAACUACAAGAAAAGUUGCUUUUCUGUUUGUUUUUGAAGUGUUAAUUGUAAAAAGUUAAAGCUGAACAUUGCACUUUUGUUCUUUAGAAAGAAAUUGAAUCUUGACUUUUACUUUAAGGUCACAAAUCAAAUUAUGUUUAUUUUAAUUUUUUUUAAUUCAUUUUGUAAGUGAUAUUCAGAGUUGUGAAAUGUUUACGUUUUUAUGUUUUAUUUUUGGCUCUGUGACAUAUUUCCAUUUGCAGAGAUGGUCUAACAUAUUGCUGAAACUAAACUGGAUCUCCAUAACUUGAUCUUAGUUAAUGACCCAUGGAUUGUGUGUUUGUAACAUGUCUUUAACUUAUGUUUAUUAUUUAUUAACAUUUGCUUGCAUUUUCUUCUGCCUACAUAUUGCUGAAUCCAUAUCAACCACUGAAAGGGAGAUCCUUUCUUUUUCCAUCCCCACUUUAUUCAUUCUUAGGUCCAGCAUAUAUAUUUACCGAAAUGAUGGUUCUGAUUGUGUAUUUAUUUGACAAAGUGAAAUAUACUUUUACCACAGUUAUAAGAAAAAUGCACAAUUCCCAUGUUUUUUGAUCCCAAUCUAGAUUAUACCUGAGAGGUUUUACUUUUCCAAACAAGGCAGAUUGGUUGGUUUGUCGGCUUUGGAUCAAGAAUCUUUUUAUUUUUUUUUAGCCUUUUGUAUUUUUCAAACCCACAUCUGUGUCUCAAUUUGAAAUACUAUGUGAAGAUCAUUCAAUUUAAAACCUACAAAGGUUUUUUUUUUUUUCUUUAAUUCCACUUUGUUUUAGGAGCCUUUUAGUGAUUAAGUUCAAAUGAUGUCUCAUCUCUAACUGUUGGUUACCUUUGAAAAUAGAGGCAGAAACGCCCUCUUAAGGUGGAAUGUUACCUGUUAAAGCAAUAGGAGCCCUUUAGUUUACACAUAAAGAUGAUUCAGAACAGCAACUAUUAGAUGUGCAGUUGAAUUCUUGCAGUGCGUAUUAUUAAACUUCAGAGCUUAGCUGCAUGCAGAUGUGAUAAAUAUUUCAGUGUAACAGCAGAUAUGCUGCCCGCUCACCGCAAUGCCACCUCUCUUUUUUAGUAGUUUAUUCUGCAUGGCCUUAAUAGAUAUGGACGUUAACGGUACUAAUUGAAACGUGCCACGCUGGAUUCAACAUGUAGCUGUAAAGUUUUCCUCUUCACUGUCGGGCCUCAGUGUUAAGUAGCAUCUCUCUUCCUCUGAUCGACUGGUGCUUUUGGUUUAGACCCAUAGCAUGUUACACUAAAGGGGUUUGGUUUUGUUUUUUGCACUCCAGGAGGGCCUCCUCCUCCUCCUCUUCCUCCUCCUCCUGCAGCCUAACCCACCCUUCUGUGCCAUGCAAGGAGGAGGUGAACAGUGACUCAAUGCAAGGUGGUGUUUCCUCCAUCAAACUGCACAUGCAUAUACUGAGGUGUUUGUACUGUGUGAGUGCAAUUCACUGGAAACUGCACUUGUUUGAAAAUCAGAUGACUCAGAUGUUGUACACAGUAUUUUUGUCAGCUGGUUUAAAAAAGAAAAAGAAAAUAAUCACAUUGACUUUUCUAUGGGUAGAAUCACUUCCAUUGAGACUAAACUUUAACUGGUUCUGUGAACCAAAAUCAGUGUGCUGUAAAGAUUUUAAGUGUAAAAAAAUAAACUGUUGAACACAGUUUGAUGUUGCUGUGUUUUUUUCUUUCCAGUAGAAAAGAUUUGCUGUUCACCGAGUGAGUUUAUACCAAAGAGGUAGUCAAUGUUUCUGUGAGCACUUAAGUAAUAUCACAUUGAAGACGUUUUAUGUUCCAAAAUAACAAAGCCAAACGUUUGAUUUUCUCAAAAUUGGGAAAGAGUUGAUGAGCAAGGAAGAAACUUCCUUUUCAGACGGGGACUGAACCCAGAUUUGACCGUAAACACAAGACC